This is a messenger RNA of Dicentrarchus labrax (European seabass), 3422 nucleotides long. RefSeq names its product solute carrier family 17 member 5 (gene slc17a5). The record is from RefSeq and is a predicted model, not a curated record. The coding region runs from base 130 to 1611 and encodes 493 amino acids. Gene Ontology annotation, molecular function: transmembrane transporter activity. Gene Ontology annotation, biological process: transmembrane transport; monoatomic anion transport. The transcript is spliced from 11 exons. NCBI's taxonomy places the organism in Eukaryota, Metazoa, Chordata, Actinopteri, Moronidae.
UCGUCACGUGACGGCAGUUAGCUCGUGCGGUGUAGUCGCGCUCCGCCGUCCGGAGGCUCCGGUGAGUUUCUGCCGCUGUCCGGUUCAGUCUGUGAUGCAGUUGAACAGGUUAGGUUAGUUUACCAGAAAAUGGAGCGGUACGAGUCGGACACGGAGGGAGAAGAGCAGGAGACCCCGCUGCUUCACCGGGGACACGAAGACAAAGUCCAGAGAGCCCCAGCAUGCUGUUCAUCACGCUAUGGCCUGGCACUGCUCUCCUGUUUUGGCUUCUUUGUGGUCUACUCCUUGCGGGUGAACCUGAGUGUGGCCAUGGUGGACAUGCUUAACAACACCCACCAAUCCAACCCCAACCACAGCAGCUCAGUGUGUCCGGCUCAUGCCAACCCUUCACGGCCCAAACACAACCACACGGCCAGUGUGUACAACUGGGACUCUGAGACACAGGGCUGGAUCUUGGGCUCCUUCUUCUAUGGCUACAUCCUGACACAGAUUCCUGGGGGCUACCUGGCCGGCCGCUAUGGACCCAAGUGGCUGAUGGGUUUUGGAAUCCUUGGAACUGUAAUUUUUACGCUGCUCACCCCCGUGGCUGCUGACCUGGGUGCAAGCUACCUUAUUGCCGUCAGGGUGCUGGAAGGGAUAGGAGAGGGAGUUACAUUCCCUGCUAUGUACACCAUGUGGGCAGCGUGGGCACCACCACUAGAGAGGAGCCGACUGCUCACAAUUUCCUACAUAGGAGCCCAGCUGGGGACGGUAAUAUCUCUUCCUCUGUCUGGUGAAAUAUGCUUCUACCUGGACUGGACCUACGUCUUCUAUAUAUUUGGUGCUGUUGGCUUGGUGUGGUUCGUCUUGUGGACCUUUCUCGUCUUUGACAGUCCAAACACUCACCCACGGAUAUCAGAGCGGGAGAGAAUCUACAUCACCACCUCACUCAAGAACGAGCUGUCCACCUCAGCAGGCUUCAUCCCCUGGCGAGCCAUAGUCACGUCCACACCGUUGUGGGCCAUCGUAGUGGCGCACUUCUCCUACAACUGGACCUUCUACACCCUCCUCACCCUGCUGCCAACCUACAUGAAUAACAUACUGGGCUUCAGCAUACAGGAGAACGGUAUGCUGUCAGCUCUUCCUUACAUGGGCUGCGCUGUGAUGGCUGUGCUGAGUGGUCAGCUUGCCGAUUACCUGCGGGAAACCUGCCUCUACCCCACAGUCCGUGUCAGGAAGUCCUUCUCCCUUAUCGGCAUGAUCGGGCCAGCUGUGUUCCUGGUGGCAGCAGGAUAUACAGGAUGUAAUUACACCCUGGCUGUGACCUUCCUCACCAUCUCCUCCUCUCUGGGCGGGGUGUCGGCCUCCGGCUUCAACAUCAACCACCUUGACAUUGCUCCUUCGUAUGCUGGUAUUCUCCUGGGUAUCACCAACACCUUUGCCACCAUUCCUGGCAUGGUGGGACCAGUCAUAGCAAGAUUACUCACCAAACAUAACACCAUAGAAGAAUGGCAGGCUGUUUUCUACAUCGCAGCUGCCAUCAACCUGUUUGGAGCCGUGUUCUACACCGUGUUCGGCCAAGGAACGGUGCAGCCCUGGGCCGUCCACACAUCCUUCUCUCAUGGAGACUGAGGCCGAAGACACGUCCACCUCACAAAUCUGAAUUAUCGAAUGGACAAGUCUCAGUCAUGGGCUUAUUUAACGGGUAAUGCCAGCGAGAGAUGUUCUAGCCGAGCUGAUAAUUCUCAAAGCACGGCAAACUAACUGAGUAACAGCCAUAUUAGCCUCAAGGAUGUUCUUUACUGUGACUGCGGGGACUCAAAAGUCUGUUUUCAGAUAAAGCUACAGUCACAGCAAUGAACAAAGAAGACCACAAUUUUAGUAAAGGUUAAAUUAGGAGGCAGAAAUAAUGAUUGAGCGGAGGAAUCAACCGCAGUAUGCAUCUCAAAGAAGUAUCAGAGGAUGCUGUUACUAUGCUAGCCAGUUAGCUACAUGUAGCUAAAUGGCUAGUUUAAACCUUAAAAGUCAGCUAGGCUAAGCUUGCUUAAAUAACCACAUGCUAGCUAAGCCUUCUCAACUGUCAAGAAUGAAGUCUACCAUAGUAAAUGAGCUAUAAAAGAUUAUCCCAAUGUUGUCCCUUCUGGAGUUCUGGUUCGACGGUUAACUCUCAGCUCACUUGUUAUUUCUGCCUCCAGAGCACUUUACUAUUACAAGAAUUUAUUUUACCCUAGAACUCGACAAGUAAACCCUCUUGAUUUUUAUUGCCAUGGUAGAAGUCUACACUCUUAAAAGGAUGUUUUCUUUCACUUGUGUAUGUUAAAUUUGGGAUAACACAAAAUGUGCUACUCUGCAAACCAAAACUAAGUGCCAGUAGUAGUUCAUAAGUGUGUCAAAGGUUUGCCCCAAAAUCCCAAACCACACGCACACAUUUGAUCAUCUUUUUUGAGAGAAUGUUGUGACUGCACUGCACGCACAAACACUUGUUUUGGGGGAAAUUGCCUUAUAGAGAAGUCUCCUUAAAAUAAUUUUAAAGCUCUUUGUCUUUCAUGUGAUUUUUGUAUUUACUUGUCAUAUGGUGCAGUUAAGGGAAUUUAUGUAAUGUACAAUAUGUAUUGUCUUUUCGGGUUAUGCCCACCAGGCACCUCUGUUAUUUUAUGUAGCAGCCCUUCAAUAAUGCAUAUUGAAAGCAUGGGUCAUGAUAUUUUAACACUAAUUCUAAAGAAGGGAAAGUGAAAGUGCUUUUAAGAGCUUCCUGGUGGACACAGCCUUGUUUUAUUCACAGGAUUUGCACUUUGUGUGUCAAUUCUCAGGUAUCUUAUGUCUUACAAGAAUUGAAAAGGAUGUUCAAUUACUUUUUACAGUUUGAUUAAUCUACCAACUUUAAGUGUCAUCUGAAUUAGACCCUAUUGUAAAAUUAUUUCAAAUAGCACAUUUAUCAACUCAAAAUACUGUAGUCACCAUGACGGGUGGUAAUUCUUAGUCUUUUAAUUGAUGUGACCAGCUAAUUAAAUCAUAUCAUCCAUAGAGUUUACACUGUGUACUUCACAUGUAUAUGAUAGUGUAUGUAACUUUUCCCUUUAUACAUAAUGACUAUAAAGGGGUAAAUCAAAACCAAGCCAUAAGGGAAACAUUUAGUCUUGGUUGUAAUUUCUGUCAACAAGUAGCAUCAUCAUCCCAAUACAAGGUGUACUGCACUUGUGCCUUAUUAUGGAGCUCAAACGGGGUCAGACUCAUUCCUUUCACCAAGGAUUCAUUUUGUUACUGCUUUUUAUUAUUUCAUCUAUAAAUUAGUGUCUAUAUACAGAGAAUAAUGGGACCGUUAUACACACACUGUACUGAAAGGGUAAUCAUUGUAAAUCAACCUGGAAGCAUUCCAGAAAAUGUCUUAAAUUGCUGUCAUGUAUUGUAAAUACUUCAUCAUAUACAGCUAUGCUUAAAUCUAA